Messenger RNA from Paraglomus brasilianum, 267 nucleotides. The record is from the annotation of a GenBank genome assembly. Lineage: Eukaryota; Fungi; Glomeromycota; Glomeromycetes; Paraglomerales; Paraglomeraceae.
AUGGAGAAAAGAGUGGUGGGUGGACCUUUAAACAGACCUUUCCCACUCGUCACGGAACUUGAAAAUAGUGACGAAGGGGAUACAGAAGAGAAUUGUGAAGAUGAAAUCGAAGAAGAAGACAAUGGAAAGAUUCACAGCAAUGACUUUGACGAAGAGGAUACAGAAGAGAACUGUGAAGAUGAAACCGAAGAAGAAGACAAUGGAAAGAUUCACAGCAAUGACUUUAGGCUCAUCUUUGACGCAACGAUAUACGCCGGAAGAAAGUAA